This is a messenger RNA of Microdochium trichocladiopsis, 1176 nucleotides long. RefSeq lists its product as uncharacterized. Lineage: Eukaryota; Fungi; Ascomycota; Sordariomycetes; Xylariales; Microdochiaceae. Gene Ontology annotation, molecular function: protein binding. Bases 1 to 1176 code for a protein of 391 amino acids. The transcript is spliced from 2 exons. The record is from RefSeq and is a predicted model, not a curated record. Gene Ontology annotation, cellular component: nucleus; cytoplasm.
AUGGCUGCCUCAUCCAACUCGAGCAACGCGGGCACAGCGUCACCUCGCUGUGGCCGGCCGUUGACGACUUCAUAUGCCGACCUCAUGAAGCCCGACGAGGACUGGAGGAAUCUCCCUGAUGCCGCCGAACGCCGCAAGAUCCAGAACCGCCUCGCCCAACGCGCAUACCGCCGUAACAUGAGAGAUAGGACCAAGGAGGUGGAGAAGCUCAAGAAGCAGCUGCAAGAACUGCAAGGAACCCUCGGCCAGAACGGUAACACGACACCGCCCCCCGACCAUGAUUCACCACCGGGAAGCAACAUGGCCAGCGGCCACAACACGCCACCCAUGAGCACAGCUGCGCCCUACAUGGCAACUUGGUCGCAACUGACUGGCCACGAAAACCUGAGCGGCCUCGGCCUGACUGGCGUCGAUGCGAGCUUCGAUCCGUCCUUCUUCGGCAGUGAUGUCAUGACUGGAAUGGUUACACCGCCGUCGUCUUCAGCUGGUUCUCGCCCGCGCGCAACCACAGCCUCGUCAGUCCUGCAAAACACCAUCCACGGUGCUCGCCACCUCCGCAGCAACAGCUCAGGAGCGAUGAUGGGCUCAAACUGCUCAAGCCCCAUGCCCAAUCAGUGGUCCGCUCCGACCUCAGAGCGCAGAGACUCGCUGACGAUCGGGUCCAUGUCUUCCACAUCGAGCCCGAUGCUUGCUGUUGCCGGUCAGGAGACUUUUGGAUUGAGCUGCAGCCCCGAAGACGUUUCGUUCAUGCAGGCGAGACCCAGCUUCUCCCUCGACGAGAGUCUCGGACAGGUCUCCUACCCGCCACCCCCUGAUGUUGGCGCUCAAGCAGCCUGGCAGGGCAUGGAUCCCAGGACGAUCUCGCAGCCCAACUUCACUCAUGACGUUCCCAUGGCUGAGCUUCCUGACAUGACCCCAAACAUGCCCGAGACUUCUGCACCACUGCUGCACUUUGCCAUUGCCAGCGGAAGCCGCGACACUCUGCGGAUCUUGCUGCAACGCCACGAUGUCGACAUCCAGGCUCGCGACCAGGUCGGCUACACGCCUCUCCAGCGGGCAGUGGCUUGCGGCCGGACGGACAUGGUGCAGACGCUCCUCGACCAUGGAGCCACAAUUGACGGCGACCAUGUUCUACACGACGCCUUCCUGCCGUCCAAUUCCGACACGCAGUCGUAG